Messenger RNA from Rhincodon typus (whale shark), 3241 nucleotides. Its product is annotated as centriolar coiled-coil protein of 110 kDa. Gene Ontology annotation, biological process: centriole replication; regulation of cytokinesis; centrosome duplication. NCBI's taxonomy places the organism in Eukaryota, Metazoa, Chordata, Chondrichthyes, Orectolobiformes, Rhincodontidae. The coding region runs from base 155 to 3175 and encodes 1006 amino acids. The record is from RefSeq and is a predicted model, not a curated record. The transcript has 16 exons. Gene Ontology annotation, cellular component: centriole.
CCAGGUGACGGGGCGGUUUGGAUGGCGGGAGCAGUGAGAGGUGGGCGCAGUCCGCCCGGGGCCGCCUCCCCCGGCCGCUGUUAGUGAGAGGGGCAGGCUUGAUUGAUUGUUGAAUCUCAUCUGUGUGUACUGCAAUAGAAGAAAUGAUUAGCAGAUGACAAUGGAGGAAUAUGAGGAGUUUUGCAAUAGACAUUUAGCCAGGAUUCAGACUGAGAUGGUGGAAAAUAAAUCCUUAGAGUCAAUGUGGCCAAAGAACAACUCUGUUAUCCAGUUUUAUGGGAUUGCUGCACUCUGUCCUCUGAUGAAUAGUGAAAGGAAGCUGGAGAUGCAGCAGUAUAGACAAAAAGCUGUGGAACUGGAGCUCAGGCGGCAGAAAGCGAGAAAAAAUGCCUUACUGACUCGUGUGCAGGAAAUUAUAGAAAAUGUACAGGUAUGCCAUGUGCCAAGUGCCACUGAAUGUGUCAAAGACCCUGGAAGUCAAUCGCCAACAAAGAUUGAUCCAACAAGUUGUUUCAGUACAGUUCAGCACACUGACCAGUCUUCUGUUACUUCAAACUGUUCUGACAAACCUGAAGAUACCACUGUAUCAACUGCGACAUCAUUGAAAUUAACGGAAAUAAACGCCGCCAGAGAUUCUGAGAAGUGCGUUUAUUCUUCUCAACUAAGUGACCUUCCUAAAUUGACAUGUAAUGGCCAAUCCAAUAACAUAGUGUCGCUAUGCAUGAGUCCUAAGAAAGAGGAAUCCAAAACUGAUGUCCUGUUACCCACAAAGGAAUCUCCUGAUCAUUAUGCAAUGAGUCUUCAGAACCUGUUAAAAAAAUCAAGAGAAUAUGUAGAGAGAGAACAAAAUCGACGCAGUGGGAAAAAUGUUUCCAAGGAAAGUACAAGUGAAAGUCAUUCCGAUAAAGAAAAUGAAGGUGUUAAAAUCAGUGACUGGGAAAAAGAAAGAAACAAAAUAUCUACCAAAACUUGGAGUCCCAUUCUUGAGACAAGCAGUGCAAGGUCAACUUCACAGCCACAGGAUGCCUCUGCAACAAAUGAAAGCUCUGAAUUAUUUAAUAAAACAACAGGUAGCACAUUGGCUUCAGUUUUAGGCAGUUUAUCAAAAGUAAACUUAACGGAAAAGUCAACAAAAGGCUCAUCUAGAGAAUCUGAUUCAGAUGAGGAUUGGAUAAACUGCUCAGAAAGUGAACAUGACAGUAGCUUGCUUAAAAGCUUAAUGGGGUCUUAUGCCAAACUACCCAAUCCUGAACCAAGUCGCAGUCCGAAAAUGCACCAAAGACGUCCCAGGACAUCAACCAAUAUUGUUAUUAAUAAUCCAGUAAAUGCUUAUGAGCUAAGUCCGAAAGAAAAAUUUAAAGGAUUAUCUGGGAUACCUCUAGGUAAAAUAAAUAUUAAUAAUCUUGAUGCAAAGAGAGCAGUUCUGAAUGAAGCUUUAAUAGCAGUCAAUCAAGAAGAAACAGAACAAAAUGCUGGGAAAGUACAGGAUGUUCCAACGUGCUUGGGAAGUGUUGAUGAGAUGCCUAGAAAAGGAUGUUUACAUUUGUGUGCUAAACCUUCCGGAGUAUCUGAAGUAAAAACGGUUGGUAAUGCUGUUCAGGCGCCAUUGAGCAGCUUGAUUCAAAAAGAUCAUGAUUUGGAAAGGUCAUCUCCAUUACUUGUAAAUAAACAGGAAAUUAUUGAGUCAUUGGAACCCCAGAUUGAACUGAAUCUCAGUGGCCAAAAGACUAGCAGCUUGAUGGAAAAUGCUAAACAAGGUUCAUCCAUUGAGCUUAACAAAUCCUAUGAUGUCAAGCAUCCAUCCCCAGUGCUGCUGCAAAACCAAGCCACAAGACAACAAAUAGACCUCUCAACAAUGUCUUCAGACAAUGAAAAGUGUCUACAAAGCAGCAUAGAAGCUAAAGCCAAACGCAAGUUAGCGAUGGGAACUUCAAGUGCCAAAGAAAACAAACCAACUGCUGUUGAAACGGUUCAGGAGAUGAGCAGGUGGAUUCGAGACGAGAGACAUCAGAGAGUUUCUCUCAGCAGGAGUGAAACUGAAGUGCCUCCAAAUAACCAUAUUGAUGCUUUAGAUGAAGAGCUUAUCACAAAACAGAUGAUGACAUUUAUGGAAAUGCGGAAGCAAUUGGAAGAACAACACACCUUGCAACUCUCUAUGCUGAUUGCUGAACAAGAAAAAGAACAAGAGAAACUGCGAAGGGAGAUAGAGGAACAAGAAAGACGAUUUAGAGAACAAAUGAAUUUUGUGUUGGAAUCAACAGAAAAUCGCUACUGUAAAGAAGCAUCAUUAGAUUGGAAGAGAAUAAGUGAAAACUACCUGAUUUCAUCUCUAAUCAAUCGAGUGGAUGGCCAUCAAUCCAGUAGUUCUUCUAACAUUGCUUUUACCAGUAAUUCAACAAAUACUGAAUCCUCUUUAACUGGAUGGGGAGCUGGGAAUGAUAAAAUGCAUGAGAUGCAGAUUUCAUGUUUCCUUAAACAACGGAAUAGAUGGUCCCAGGUGAAUACAUCAGACAUGCAGAAGAAGUUUAAUAAAGUUACAGCUGUGGCAAAAGGAUUCCUUACUCGUAGACUGAUGAAGACAGAGAAAUUGAAACAACUUCAACAAACUGUAAAAGAUACCUUGGAAUUUAUCAAUAAUUUUCAGACAGAAGCACCUCUUAAAAGAGGUACUGUUUCAUCGCAAGAUCUUUCAUUACACGAAAGAGUAGUUGCACAGUUACGAGCUGCUCUUUAUGAGAUUCAUGAUAUCUUCUUUGUAUUCAACCCUGAAGAAAGAAUGCAAAUUCUGUGCCAUGAUCGGGAAAUUCGCAAAGAGAAACAGCUGAGACAAAUGGAGAAAUGGAAGAGCCCUAAAGAAAAAGGAGCUCUUUCGAUUGCGACACAGAAAUCUUUAGACAGAAAAAGGCAGAUUAAGGCUGCUGAAAUGGCAAUAACCAGUAAACAGAAGUCACAUGUGAAACAAAAGGCUUCCUCUGAAACCAGAAUUCUUCAACCAAGUCAGGGGCAGAAUGCUCCAGCCCGAAGACUACUUCACAGACAAGGAAUCCAGACUUCUAGGAAAGGUGUUGAACAGAAUAGAGAAAGGUACCCAGAAAGCAGAUUUCCUAAGAAAGCUGUUCCAGGAGCAUGCCCAGGAAGAGUGCUGAAAACAAAAUCAAGUGUUACGACAUUCUGAAGAAACAGCAUUCAAUAGGAUGAACAGUGCUACAUAACUGCUUGACCUUUGUGAAUUGAACAGCCU